GCCCCCAACUGUAGUGCCAUUGGCGUGAAACUCAAAUCACGGGCGGGAGAAGGAGCGAGCCGGUCGGUUAGCCGAACCGGGGUGGACCGUUUUAAACGUUUACAACAGGAAACCAUCGACAUUUUUUGGGUUUUAAUCCGCCGGGGAACUCGCGACGCGUUCAGUAACCCGACCUCGGCGCCGAGGAGCGACAAUAAGGAGCGUCAACCAGGAGCAACGGUGUCGACCGAACUUACCGCGGAGCGACGGGAAGUGAUUCAACAGUUUCACGAUGAUCAUGAAGGGGCAGAAGCGCAGAUUCCCACCGGAGGAUGUGGAGGUUUCAGACAGGAGCAGCCCGACCUGGGAGAGCCAACGACAGUUUGUGUUCUCGGUUUCCCUGAGCAAGUAUCAGCGUGGCCAGGAGCUGCCUGAACCCAGCCUGCGGAGGUCCGUGCUGAUAGCCAACACGCUGCGGCAGAUCAGCCUCGAGGCCUGCGUGGCACCCUCUGCAAACGGGGAAGUGUCAGCAUGCAGCUCUUCAUCUGCGCUCCAUGUGAAAGAGCAGGAGGGUAUUGUCUACGGAGUUGCCACAGCAAAACAUCCCUCUGCAGAGGCGCUCACUUACAGCCACUUGUCAGCUCUUGCCACCUGCCCUGGGGUUUCCUCAAGUGACUCAUCGAAUUGUGUUACAAGUAGGUGUCCAGCAAGUACAUCAAAUGUUCCCCUGUCUGCAGGAGACGAAGAUGAGGACUGGGGAUCAAUGUCCACUGAUCCUGAUUUCUCCCUUUCAGCUGCCAUUUCCUCGAUUCUCACUGCACUGGAUUCAACCAUUGACGGGGGCCCCCAGGCAGCUCUGCGGUCACCCCUCCGGUCCUUGGAGAACCUGUCGCGGUCCCCAGAGGGAAGUGCGGCGUGGGUAAAACAGGGAGUCCGAGGUUAUGGGGGGAGCUGGGAGCAGCCGGAGGUGUGCGGUGUGCGGGAGAGCAACAUGGAGGUGAUGAGGUCCAGCUACCUCGGUGAUCUCACUGUGGAAGAUUUGUUCCAGGAUAUAGACACGUCCUUGCUGGAGAGGGACAUGGGAGUGCUUGGACUUAGAGGCAGCGGAGCUGGAUACCCAGCAGGCGAUGAUCUCCUCAGGUACCUGCCCCCUUUCUCUCCCUCCUCUCCCUCCCCGCACCCCUUCUCCCUCUCUCUAAGCCAGAAUCUGAAGUGCCUGCCUUCGUUCUCCUCGUUUGGCCCAAUGUCUCCCUCAACGUCUACUUUACCGUCCCUCUCUACACCACCAUCCUCUCUCUUCGUCGGUCAGAAUCACGUGAGAGAAGGACUUGAGCUGGAGCAUCUGAUGGAGAUCCUGGUGGAGUCCUGAUAGCCACGUCUUCACCGCAGUAUGAGAAAUCCCCUCAAAACCGGAAGUAACCUGAACAACAUUCGCUAACUUAGUGGACAGAAACUGAACUCUUACGGCAAAGGGCUUGACUGUCAAACAUGUCAAACAUUCUCUUUGUACUUAAUAUAUGUAAUUGCUCAUGGAACUGUGUAUUUUAGGCGUUAGAAAGUAGUGAGCAUGUUCUGGAGAUGUAGAAAUGGUUAAUGUCUAAGACAGAAAAUGCUCCACACAUGGACCAUCAAGAAAAAGUAGCUGCGAUGCAUCUUAUUGUCACAUGAAACACAAAAAGCAGCAUGAAAGAUUUGUGUUUCGGAGCGAUAGUGAAAAUUGUGUGGGUCGAAGCCAGAAAGGCUGUUUUUAAUAAGCAGUGAAUCACUGCACAGUUAACUGCUGAGAUGCAUUUGAUCACAAUUUUCUGUCUGACUCAGCUAAUUGGCACUAAUUGCCAGUGCCUGUCUAGAGGGCAGGGGUUGUCCAGAAAACGAAGAGAGGCGGCGAUUCGGCAGUCGCCCUAAAAUGUGUCAAAUGCAUCACCGCGUCAAGCCGCACCGCGUUCACCCUGGCCGCCCCGAGUUAUCUGGAGUAAGGAAAAAGCAGUAGCCAGUCAUGUGCUGGUGUUUAUUUGUGCAGUGUAAAAUGUUAAUGUGAGUUCAGAGAGAAUGUGAUUUGGCUUGUGUUGGAAGGACUCUGUGGUCCAAACACUAAUACUAUAGGUCAAAUCUUCUGUGAAGAAAUUCUUUUAUCAUAUUUAUAAAUUUGUUAUUACUGGGAGAUGCUGUCAGAUGCGUAGCUAUCAGGAUUUUGAAAACUGCAGGAGCUCCCAGUAAAAAUGUGAUAUUUAGUCAUUGAUAACGGUUCGACCAGGACAAGAAAUCCACAAGAACCACUAUUUUGUGCAGUUAUAAAAAGGAAAAGAAAUUUCAAAUUGUGUAUAAUUCUUGAACGCUGUCAUUAACUGGGUCAUUCCUCAGCUUAUCAGUAACCAGCAGUUAGAAGUACAGUCACAUUAGGAUUUAAUUUAUAUAUUCCUGUAUUAGCAGUAAAGCAAUUUAGCCCUUAGAUAUUGCUCAGUGGAUGAAGCACAACUCUUCAAUUCGCUUGACCAACUGACUGAGAUGAAGGGUGAAACUAGAUUUUUUCUAGAGUGCAACUGGCCUAGUUUAGGAAACGGUAGUGUGAAGUCACUUCAGUAUUCAGUGUCUUUUGAACAGAUGCCUUUAUUCACAGAGCCUUCGCAGUACAGUGACAGUUUACAAAACAUCCUCACGAGUUUGCUUGUGACGGUGCAGAACCGGCCAGCCAUCCACUACUACACAACCGCUUCUGUUGUACAGACGCAGAAGCUUCAUUUGGUUUGCAUUUGAAUUAUUGCACUUUUGUAGAUAAUCUGCAUUUUGAGUCUCGGGUCAUGUGAGCGUGCGGUUAAUGUUUUACUCAGUAUUUAUUGAAAAUGUAACAUUACAGGUAAGAUUUGUGCCAAAUUGUGCCAUGUGAAUCACCUGGUAAGAGUUCUGUUAAAGCAUAUUGUUUAAAAUGAAAUGGUGUUUUAACUGCAACUUAACCAGUUCUAGAUGUCGAUCCAUCAUGUAAACCCACACUGCUAUAAAGUACGGCAGGAAGAGUGGAGAGAAAUUGUAUGAUGAAGCACAUGAUGUAUGUUUUGUUUUUGUUAGUUUUUUGUACAUUUAUAAUCCUGUUCGUGGACUGAAGUUUCUUUCAAUGCGAAGGUCCUUUCUGAACAGACGCAGUCUCAAACUAAUCAUUAUUGACAUAUUUUGUUAACAAUAUGAGUAAUUUAAUGUCGUACCAUAUUCAACAAUGGUAUAUUAAUAUUGUUACGGCAUUUAUUUUAUUUACUUUUACUUUCUUCACGAAUAUUUUAACGGUUAUGUUUUUUAAAUUGAGGGGCAGAAUGCUCACAUUAUGUAUUUAGACUUUUUUUUUUAAAUAAGGUAAUGUUUACCUGUACUGAUGUUUUUAAUAAAAUGUGAUAAUGAA
Molecule: messenger RNA, 3367 nt
Organism: Scophthalmus maximus (turbot)
Lineage: Eukaryota; Metazoa; Chordata; Actinopteri; Pleuronectiformes; Scophthalmidae
Gene: sertad3
Product: SERTA domain containing 3
Exons: 2
Coding region: 272-1348 (358 amino acids)
Cellular component (GO): nucleus
Molecular function (GO): transcription regulator activity
Source: RefSeq, a predicted model, not a curated record